Aedes aegypti (yellow fever mosquito) is the source of this 420-nucleotide messenger RNA. RefSeq lists its product as uncharacterized. Gene Ontology annotation, molecular function: nucleic acid binding; zinc ion binding. The record is from RefSeq and is a predicted model, not a curated record. Bases 1 to 420 code for a protein of 139 amino acids. The transcript has a single exon. NCBI's taxonomy places the organism in Eukaryota, Metazoa, Arthropoda, Insecta, Diptera, Culicidae.
AUGAUGGAACUGAAUCAAGAUGUAGAGGAAGAACCGGAUUCAGCAAAUAUCAUGGAACGAGAAGCCUUCCAGCUAGAUUUAGCUUUCCGAAACGAAGCAGCGAGAAACUCGGUGGAAGAAGUGAGCGCUCUGCGAGCGACCAACUGGAGAGGGCGAUCGUCUGAAAAUGUACCUCAAGCAUCGGCUGGAGAAAUCAGCAGCAGAGAUUUAGCAACAGCAAUCAUCUGUUGGCAAUGCGAGAGUCCUGGUCAUACCUACUUAAGAUGCCCUAACCCGAAACGUUUUCUUUUCUGCUACAGCUGCGGAAAGAAGGGUUGCACUACGCGUAACUGCGAUGCCUGUAUCUUACGUUGGCGACAAUUAGAAGCCCACAAUGCCUCUCAGGUUCCGGGAAACCGGAAUUGGGAGAACCCGCAGUAA